This is a messenger RNA of Megalops cyprinoides (Indo-Pacific tarpon), 1041 nucleotides long. RefSeq names its product acetylserotonin O-methyltransferase (gene asmt). Lineage: Eukaryota; Metazoa; Chordata; Actinopteri; Elopiformes; Megalopidae. Gene Ontology annotation, molecular function: acetylserotonin O-methyltransferase activity. Gene Ontology annotation, biological process: methylation; melatonin biosynthetic process. The coding region runs from base 1 to 1041 and encodes 346 amino acids. The record is from RefSeq and is a predicted model, not a curated record. The transcript has 8 exons.
AUGAGCUCCGAGAACAACGUGGACUACCCUAGAAAGAUACUGGACUACGUGGAGGGCUUCUUGGUAUCAAAGACCCUGUUUGCCUCCUGUGAGCUGGGUGUGUAUGACCUCCUGCUGGCGUCAGGGCAGCCCCUUUCCGCUGCCGAGGUGGCACGGGGGCUGGGAACCAGCGAGGAUGGGAUGGAGCGCCUCCUGUCUGCGUGCGUGGGACUGCAGCUUCUGACCGCCCAGGCUGGCGACGACAAGGUCCUCUAUAGCAACACAGAGAUGUCAAAGAUGUACCUCACAAAGUCCAGUCCACGGUCUUUGUUUCAUUCUAUACAGUACAACUCCAAGACCAUCUACUUAUGCUGGCACUACCUUACUGAUGCAGUCAGAGAGGGGAAAAACCAGUAUGAGAAAGCCUUUGGAGUGAGCUCCAAAGACCUCUUUGAAGCUCUGUACAGGUCUGAUGAAGAGAUGGUCAAGUUCAUGCAGCUCAUGAACUCCAUCUGGAAUAUCUGUGGCAAAGACGUGGUAACGGCCUUCGACCUCUCGCCCUUCAAGACCAUUUAUGACCUUGGAGGUUGCAGUGGAGCGCUGGCCAAACAGUGCACAUCUGCAUACCCAGAAUCCACGGUGACGAUCUUUGAUCUUCCGAAGGUGGUGUGCACAGCCAAGGAGCACUUUAUGUCAGCGGAUGAGGGGAGGGUUUUCUUCCACAAAGGGGACUUCUUCAAAGACUCUCUCCCUGAAGCGGACCUCUACAUUCUCGCCAGAAUCCUGCAUGACUGGACAGAUGCUCGGAGCCUGGAGCUGCUCACCAAGGUCCACAGGUCCUGCAAACCAGGUGGGGGCGUGCUGUUGGUGGAGGCUCUUCUGAAUGAGGACAACAGCGGCCCCCUGACAGCCCAGCUGUACUCCCUGAACAUGCUGGUGCAGACGGAGGGGAGGGAGAGAAAGGCGUCAGAGUACACUGCCCUCCUGACCACCGCUGGGUUCGCCAACAUCCAGGUCCAGAGGACAGGAAAGAUCUACGAUGCUAUCCUGGCUAGGAAGUAG